Molecule: messenger RNA, 411 nt
Organism: Iphiclides podalirius (scarce swallowtail)
Lineage: Eukaryota; Metazoa; Arthropoda; Insecta; Lepidoptera; Papilionidae
Source: the annotation of a GenBank genome assembly
AUGAGUACAACGGGCGAGCAAUUGACUCUAGCGAAAGACAUAAAAAGGGCCGUAGAACUGUUGGAAAAGUUGCAGCAAAGUGGUGAGGUACCUGCCACAAAAUUAGCAGCUUUGCAGAAAGUGCUUCAAAGUGACUUUUUAAACGCGGUUAGAGAAGUCUACGAGCACGUUUAUGAAACUGUUGACAUUCAGGGUUCGGCAGAUAUUCGAGCUUCGGCAACGGCCAAAGCAACAGUAGCAGCAUUUGCGGCUGCAGAAGGUCAUGCUCAUCCACGAGUUGUUGAGCUUCCAAAAACGGAAGAAGGAUUAGGAUUUAAUGUUAUGGGAAGGAAAGGAACAGAAUUCACCUAUAUACAUAUCUCGAAUCAUCCCUGGUGGAGUGGCAGAUCGUCAUGGUGGGCUGAAAAGAGG